AUGACAACCCGCAAUCUUAUCGCUGAAGCCUUGCUCCUCCUGCCGGCAGUCUCUGCAUCGCUAGUGCCAACCGACAACCACAUCUACGGAAACUGCAAAGAGUUCAACAUUCCAGUAGCCACGACCGUGGACAGCGCCGUGUACAACCUCCCCCACGUAGACAACGACCUCGAGGCCGGCGCUUGGGCCAUUUACGACGCCACACGAACCACCCUCCAUAACGAUUCCAACGUCAUCAAGCAUACCGUUACCUCUAGCACGUGGGACAUUCACGCGCAGCUAUGCUUCCCCAAGCAUGGAAAGAGCCAAGACGUUCUGCAGAUUGUCACGCAUGGAGUGCACUACGACUCCCGCUACUGGGACUCCAAGUACAAGCCCGAGAACCACUCGUAUGUUGAGGCGGCGCUCCGGGUCGGCUACUCCAUUUUAACGUAUGACCGGCUCGGCGUCGGCCAGUCCGACCACCCCGACGCCUACAACGUCGUCCAGGCCCCCUUGGAACUGGAGAUCCUCCGACAGCUGACCCUCAUGGCCCGCAACGGCUCUUUGUACGCCCUGGCAGAGCAUGCCGCGCCGCCUUCCAAAACAUUCCAGAACCAUAAGGUAGUGCAUAUCGGGCACAGCUUCGGCUCCGUCCUGACCUCGGCCUUCAUCGCCACCUACGUCAAUCUCACCGACGGCGCCAUCAUCACGGGCUACGUCUAUGGGCAGUACCUCGGCAGCACCGGCUCCGUCACCUUUGCCGUCGAGUACGCCGCCACGGGCGACCCGCCGUUCAACCGCCCCAGCGGCUACGUUGUGGCCCAGAAAGUCGGCAUCCAGGCCAUCUUCUUCGGCGGCGACCCAAAGACGGCGUACACACCCGCGCUGCUCGACUACGGCGUGUCACUCAAGCAGCCCGUGCCCAUCGGCGAGUUCGCCUCAGCUUUCAACAUCCUCAACCGGCCCGGCGGCUCGUUUCACUCGCCGGUGCAGUUCUUGCUGCCCGAGUUUGACUUUUACAUCUGUCGCGGCGAUUGCAACAAUUACGUCGAUGUGGACUAUCUGAGGAACUUCUAUCCCAAUGCCACGGAUAUCGAUCUCAAGCUGCAACCUAAUACCGGCCAUGCGCUGCCGCUUCACAACAACGCCACGGCGGGGUUCCAGCUUUCUUUUGACUUUUUGGGGAAGCACGGCUUGUAA
Molecule: messenger RNA, 1182 nt
Organism: Colletotrichum navitas
Lineage: Eukaryota; Fungi; Ascomycota; Sordariomycetes; Glomerellales; Glomerellaceae
Exons: 2
Coding region: 1-1182 (393 amino acids)
Source: RefSeq, a predicted model, not a curated record